AUGAAGUGGUCCACCACUCAUACGAUCUUCGCUACCCUAAUCUCCGCUGUGUCCGCUGAUGCUGGGAUCAAGACUAUGGGCUCGUGGUCGUCGCAUGACCCGUCCUCAGGAGCAGUAUAUUUCUUGACCAAUGAGCCUUCGGGAAAUUACGUUGUUUCGGCAGCCAUCGGUUCUAACGGCAAGCUGACAUUGCACCAAGCUACACCCGCUGAGGGCGUCGGGAGCCAUGGUCUUCCCAACACCGGCGGGGAUCCCUUAUUCUCACAAGGCUCAAUCAAAGCCAGUGCAAGUGGAGGUAUUCUGGCGGCGGUUAACUCGGGCUCAAACACCAUCUCGAUUUUCACCAUCGACAAGCAGAACCCCAGUAGCUUGAAGAUGCUAGGGAAACCUAUUGGAUCGGGCGGCGAAUUCCCCAUUUCAGUGGCUAUCAACAAGGCGGGGAACAUGGUUUGCGCGCUCAAUGGUGGUUCGGUUAGCGGUGUCGCGUGCUUUGCGGUCGAUAGCAAGAAAGCGACGAUUACUCCAAUUGCGAACACCGUCCGCAGUCUCAGUCUCAACCAAACCACACCACCCAGUGGGCAAGUACCUCCGGGUACUGCUAGCCACGUCAUAUUCUCGCCCGACGACACGCAGCUCAUCGUCUCGGUCAAAGGUGUCCCGCCUACUCCGGGCUAUCUGGCCCUUUGGAAGAUCUCUGCAGAUAGCUCAUUGUCCACGCAAUAUAGCGCUCUUAAGCCAGCCAAGGGCGGUCUACUGCCAUUCAGCCUUACGCCAAUCCCAGGGAAAAGCGCAAUUCUAGCGACUGAUCCAGGCAUUGGCAUCGAUAUAUUCGAUUUCAGCUCUCCCGCUAGCAAUGGUGUUGCCGCCGCAGAGUCAUCAGCGUUUACGAUCCCCGGUCAGGGUGCGGUCUGCUGGUCCAGCUUUUCGUCCAAGACAGGCCAUGCUUAUGUUAUCGACGCUGGGAAGGCCCUUGUGUCUGAAAUUAGCCUCGACGCGAACCUCAAACCUUCCAUUGUGGCUCAAUAUUCUCAAGGUGCCGGCGCGGGUACGAUUGACAGCGAGAUAGCCACAGUUGGCAACACGGACUUCCUGUAUGUUCUGGCUGCAAACGCGACUGCCAUCAAGGUUUUGUCAUUGGCGCCUGGCAAGGCGACACCGGUUCAGUCGGUCGACCUUGCUACUCCAGCCAAAUUCGCUGGACUUGCUUUGCAGGGUAGCUACCUACAAGGAAUGACUACAUAUACUAAAGUUCACUGA
Mycena indigotica is the source of this 1257-nucleotide messenger RNA. RefSeq lists its product as uncharacterized. Lineage: Eukaryota; Fungi; Basidiomycota; Agaricomycetes; Agaricales; Mycenaceae. The record is from RefSeq and is a predicted model, not a curated record. The transcript is spliced from 8 exons. Bases 1 to 1257 code for a protein of 418 amino acids. Gene Ontology annotation, molecular function: protein binding.